Messenger RNA from Leptinotarsa decemlineata (Colorado potato beetle), 1428 nucleotides. RefSeq lists its product as uncharacterized. The record is from RefSeq and is a predicted model, not a curated record. NCBI's taxonomy places the organism in Eukaryota, Metazoa, Arthropoda, Insecta, Coleoptera, Chrysomelidae.
AACUCCACUUCAAUUCGGUGAUGUUAUUUUAUUGAAGUUAAAUAUUACUGAAAGAUAUACAUUUUUUCAGCGGAACGCGCUGAUUCAGUAGUUUGAGAGAAUGAAAUUGAAGAUAAAAUAUUGAUUGGGGCUAUCGAAGAUUAUCGUGCUAUCGAAGAUUGAUAGGUGUUAUCAAUAUGUUAUAAGUAUAGUUUAAUGGUUUCAUAUCUGCAAUUCACAUUUCGCACUAUUACUUGUGAACAUUGUUUCGUAAUUUGUUGGAUGAACCAGCCUCCUGAUGAAAAGUACUAUCACGUUUAUCAUCAAGUACGAGAAUAAAGAAAAUAUUUUGACACUCCAAGGAUAUAACACAGUUGCUCAAUUGAAAUCAAAAAUAAAUGAAAUUUUCGACAUAACGUCGGAAAACCUAUUGAUUCGUGGAUGGGUCAUCGAACCGGAAUCUGACAACAUAAUAUUGGCCGUUUGUACUGAUCCAUCUAUCAUCAAUCGCUUGGAUGUUUUUUAUGAAGAAUCAUCUGACUUCGAAGCACCAAAUACUAUCGAUGUUCAAUCAGCUGCUUCAUUCUGCAAAAAGUUGAGAAAGGAGGGUCUGCCAGAUGAAGUUCAGUUUCACACUGUAUCAUUGAUAGAUGCAAUUGAACAAUCGUGUUUAACAAACCUUUCAGAGCGAAAAGUACUCUUGCUGUAUCUUCAUAAUGGGAACAAAAAGUUAUCAACAAUCUUCCUCAGGAAUCUGCGACUUCCAAAGGUUAGGAAAACAUUGGAGAGAAAUUUCUACUUGCUUGGUUGGGAUGUAGAGGAAACCAAUUUUCACGCUGGUCUGGAAGAAACACUGAAACAAUCAAACCUUCUACAGGUAUGCGCUCUGGUUCGUUGCCAAUUCUGUGCGAUUUUGCUUAUCCAGAACAUCAACGGAUGCAUAAAUCUGAGUUCUUGUGUAAGCGACGAGAAUAUAUCAGACGCUGAUUUCUAUAAGUCAUUGGAAGAUGUGGCUGAGUUUUUGGAACAAGAGAAACGUCAAGAAGAUUUACUGAAGAAUCUUGAGAAAACUUCAGCCAAUGAAAAUGAUAUGGAUUCCACGAGAUAUCAGCAGCUCAUGGCAGAUAUGUUAGGCGACAGGGAUUAUGACAGCUUUGAAUUUGAUCAGCAUGAGGCGUUGAAACAGAAAAUUGCAUUUUCGCUGUUUGGGCCUCCUGAGACAGAACAAGGAUACGAUGAGAAGAAAAACAUUAAGGUCAAUGAGAUUUAUGAAAUCGUGAAAGGAAAUAGCAAGUGGUAGAACAAUGUCGCGAAUAAGAGAUCUCUUCCUAUCACGAAAAAGGCCCACCAACAAUCAGAAAAUGGAAUUGAAACUCUUCAGGGUGGAACAAGGGGGAAGGUAAAAGCUUCGUCGAUUAUUCAAUCGAAAUGAUGAGUCAGGUGAGUGGG